Molecule: messenger RNA, 2569 nt
Organism: Podarcis muralis (Common wall lizard)
Lineage: Eukaryota; Metazoa; Chordata; Lepidosauria; Squamata; Lacertidae
Gene: FKBP8
Product: FKBP prolyl isomerase 8
Biological process (GO): protein folding; negative regulation of apoptotic process
Cellular component (GO): membrane; endomembrane system; mitochondrial envelope
Molecular function (GO): protein folding chaperone; peptidyl-prolyl cis-trans isomerase activity; protein binding
Source: RefSeq, a predicted model, not a curated record
UGGCCACGCCCCCUUGCCCGCCCCAGGCCACGCCCCCAAGCGUCUGGCUAGGAGCGCGGAGGAGACGCCGAGCGGGUGCCCCUGAGCAUGUGCAGAGUGCAUCGCCACAAACAGCAAAGUCGUGCAUGUGGCGCCUUUCGAAUCCGGGACUCGAGGGCUCGAACACGCAGCUCUUGGGAAGCCCAUAGCGCUGCCCUGAUCCGCCGCCGCCAUGGCUUCCGGGGGAGAAGGUCUGGACGACAUUUCUCCGGACUGGGCGGGGGCCAGCCUGGUGGACCUGACCUCUCCCGAGCUGGCGAAAUCCAACACCUCCACGCUGGACAGCGGGGAGGAUUUCGAAGUCCUGGAUAACGACGAGGAGGAAGAGGAAGGGCGAGACGAGGACCUGAUCGGCCUGCCUCCGCUGGAGGACGUGCCCAGAAACGACGGCCGAGAGACGGCCGCCUCGCAGCCCCCUGCUCCGGAAGACGCGGAGGAGACCCCCGAGUGGGUGGAUGUGUUAGGGAGCGGUUUGCUGAAAAAGAAAGUCAUCGUCGCAGGUCAGGGACCGGAGACCCGGCCGGUUAAGAGCCAGGAUGUCACCGUCCGCCUUAAGACCAUGCUGCAGGGCGGCACGGUGGUCGAGGAGAACCCCAGCCUCACCUUCACGCUGGGGGACUGCGAUGUCAUCCAGGCCCUGGACCUCUGCAUACAGCUAAUGGAGAUGGGAGAGACAGCGCUCAUCAUCUCAGACGCAAAGUACUGCUUCGGCCGGCAAGGGAGGAGUCCGGACAUCCCCCCUGACUCAUCUCUGGAACUUGAAGUGGAGCUUCUAUCGGCCCAGGAUGCCCCCGACCUGGAACUCCUAAGUGGGAAGGAGAAGAUUGAGCUGGCGAACCGGAAGAGAGAGCGUGGCAACUUCCACUACCAGCGGGCAGACUACGUUCUGGCUAUCAACUCCUACGACAUUGCGCUGAAGAUUAUCGGCUCCAGUUCAAAAGUGGACUUUACCCAGGAGGAGGAGGAGGCGUUAGUGGACGUCAAGAUGAAGUGCCUGAACAAUUUAGCCGCCUCUCAGCUCAAGUUGGACCACUACGAUGCGGCCCUGCGAUCCUGCAACCAAGUCCUGGAACAGCAGCCGGACAACAUCAAAGCCCUUUUUCGGAAGGGGAAGGUCCUGGCACAGCAAGGCGAAUACAAAGAGGCCAUUCCCAUCUUGAAAGCCGCCUUGAAGCUGGAGCCAUCAAAUAAGACCAUCCACACGGAGCUCUCGAAGCUGGCGAAAAAGCACGCCGACCAGAAGUGCGUGGAGACGGAGAUGUACCGCAAGAUGCUGGGCAACCCCAGCGGACCUACCGCCAAGUGCAAAGACAAGUCAUCGCGGUCCAUUCCGUGGAAGUGGCUCUUUGGCGCAACAGCCGUGGCGCUGGGGGGCGUGGCCUUGUCGGUUGUCAUCGCAGCCAGGAACUAGCGCCAUCUGCUGGCAGGGACGGCGAGGAGCCCAAGCGGAAAACCAGCCCCUCUUUCCUCCAUCCCUUCUCCCCACCACGGCACCCCCAUCCCACCCCCACUCCGGCUCUCCUCGACAGACGCACACGCCGCUCUGGACUGUAGGGUGGCAGCUGGGGUGGGGGGGCGGGGCUUGGCCCCUCCCCUCCCAGAGGCUCCGCCCACCCUCCUCUUAGUUGCGAGAUGCAACAGACCCCUUUGCAGUGGGGCUGGCGGGGAACCGGAGAGAUCCGUGGGGCAGUGUGGUGGUGGUGGUGGAGAGGUUCAGCGCCAUCUCUCUCUCACUGCAGAGACUGGAAUUCGCAGGAUCUCAAAGGGACCCGGACUUGUGGGUAUCUUUUUGCGGGGGGGGGGGGGGGGCGGGACUUGGAUUUCACUGGAAGUUCUGAUCAAUCCUUUUUUGAGGGCCCCUUUCGGCGGUUCCUGGUUUCUGUCGGGAGGCGCGUGGCGGGCAGAGCUUGUGCAGCCAAGUGUGUGGGGGGUCUCUUAGGGUCCUGUGGAGAAGAGGGGGAGCUGGUGGGUUGCUGCGGAGGACGGGGGGGGGUACAGAAAUGGACCUCCGCAGCGAGACAGGGGCAGGUGGGUUGUCUCUUCGCUUUGGUCCGGCCGCGUGGAACCGUGGGGACUGUUUAGGGCCGUGCAGGGAACCGUGGGAGCUCUAGCUGUACUGAUUCUGACCCACAAAGUGAGCGCCAAUGAAACUCAGCACACUUUUGGGGGGCAUGCAGUGGGUUGAGUGGGGAGAAGAGAGUGGAGAUGAGGACGGGUGGGUGUUUCCCCCCAAAUCCCCCCCUCUGGAGGCUGAACGAAGGGGCAGAGAGGCCCCCUUUUGAAUCCCCCCUUCUGAAUUCCCCCCAUGACUCCUUCGCCCCCAUCCCAGAGCCUUAUGACGGCAUUCUUGGGUCCCCCACCCCAGCACCCACUGGUCUGGCCUUCCCCAGGACAUGUCCCGCCCGUGGCCCAGGCAGGGCACUCUCGUUUAUUAAUUAUUAUCAUUAUUUUGACCGCUGUCAGGUUCUAAACUGUGAAUACCACCACUGCCCCACAAAUUCUCUAAUAAAAGAAAUCUGUCAGCAGCGGA